AUGGACCAGGGAUUCUCUGAAAACAGGGGUCCACUUCAUCUCCGGCCCCGUGAGGGGCUCCUCCCGCCCGCGGCACUUUCCGGUCGUACCCCCCCGCCUGCCACUACCACAUCCUCCGCUGACAUCAGCCUACGCCGCCAUAUUGGAAGAGAAGUCACCUCCGCCAUCUCUGCCGCAGCAGGCGGGGAACGCUGGCUCCCACCGCCACUGCCUCGGCCGAAUCCUGCUCCCCAUGAUUCCCCUCGGCCUGCCGUUGCCCCGGUGGGGAUAGGGCGGAGACAGGAGUGGCUGCCGUCUCUUCUUCUUUCCCCCUCCCGAUCUGUCGCAAAGUUCCUGUCCCCGUGGCGGGCCUUUGACCUUCCACCGCCUCCAGCCAUGACUUCCUUGACCCAGCGUAGCUCCGGGCUGGUGCAGCGCCGGACAGAGGCCUCCCGCAACGCCGCCGCCGCCAAGGAGCGGGAGACGGGAGGCGGCUCUGAAGAUGAAGGCCGCCGGGACGAGCCCGGUGACGACGAGAAGGGUGACUCCAAGGAAACACGCCUCACCCUCAUGGAAGAGGUGCUGCUCCUGGGUCUCAAGGACCGUGAGUUGGACCUUGCCACGGCAUCCUAACAAAGUCAAUAGAUAUUCAGUGUUGUGUUCUUCCAUCUAUUGAAUCUGAAGGCGUGUGUGUAUGCACAUUUCUCUUUCUACAUACCUGAAUAGCUGCAUGAAAGUAAAUUAAGCAUGACAAGACAGAUAUCUGUCAGGAUUACCUAGGAGGUCUUGCCUUGAGGAAGGUGGGAUAGACUGGAUGAUCAUUCAGCCUUCCCCCCCCAUGAGCGUGUGCUAAAUCUUCUGAAUUUUGCAGGCAUUAGGCUCUGAAGAUUUCAAGGCAAGGAACAAUCUGUCUGCCUAGAAAGAAUAUAUGGUGCAAGCAUACCUAGUAUAUCAAACACUGGGCCUAAAAAUCCAGCUUUGCAUUGGUGUGCAUCAAAACUAUAAAUCAUCCAACAUUGCUAAGUGCAACAGUGGCAAACACUGCAGGUAAUCUAUUUAUGUGCAUGCAAAAUGUAACUAAGUGAUUACAGUGGCACAUAUGUUUGUGACUCCCUUGAGAUUUUGCAGUUGAGAUGUCAGACAAAAGGGAUGAUAAUGUCUUUAGGGGUAGGGAUCUUAUGUGCACAAACCUCAGCAUGCACCAUUUCUGUGCUUUGUUAGACAUGAUUCAUUGGUUUGUAUUUUGGUUUUGUGUCUGAUUGUACUCUUUUUUUUCUAACACUAUGCAAACAGUUUUGUCUCCAUGAGUUAAAAUCUCCAUUAUUUAAAUUUUAAAAUAAAACUAUAGAUUAAUUUUCUAAGAUUUUUUUUUUUGUUCUCUGUUGUUCUAAUGAUAAGUUAGCAAAACUUAGGUACUUCAUGCAUCCGGAAAUGCUUUUAAUAAAAUUUUUACUACUGAUAAAAUUUAUUUCCCAUGACAUUUGUGUGAGAUUUUGUCAUGACAGCAAGCAGAGAAAAGUAAUAUAGGAUCUGUAAAGUAUAAUUGUGAAACUUCACGAAGUGUAAGGGAAAGGCAAAGAAAAGCCAGUAAAUUUAAAGCUGGUAAUGUCCUUCCUUUUUAUUGCAACAGGAUAAAAUAAUUAGUGUUGAGUUUAAAAUAAAUAAAUAAAAUAGUCCGAAGUAGCCUAAGAACAUUUCCCUAAAAAUAGCUUUUUUCUCAGAAAAGUCACUGAGAACUGCAUUGAUAACUUAGUUUUGAGGGUUUUUUUUUGUUUUUUUUUUGUUUAUUUUUUUGUAAUUUCACUUCUAAUAUUAAACACUGGUGAAUAUGGCUUAACACUGCAUAAAUUCUAUUAAAGAAGCCUUGCAUGUAAGGACCUGCCAUUAAUAAUUUUUAAGUGUAAAUUGCAGAACCUUUACUCAUAGGAGAAUUUCAGGCAGAUUUAGAGACCGUGAUGGAUUGAUUACUUUAGUGUUUCUAGGACACUGUUAUAUAUUAAUGUGAAUCCUGCUUUCAGGAUAGUGGAAUGGUUGUAACAACCACAGACAAAAGUUUUGUGUUGUUGCUGCAGUAUGAGUACAGUCAUGCAGUCAUGGGAAUGUCCAGCUGCCCCAAGACAAACACAGCACACCUCAAUCCCAUUCUCAAUGCUUGAACAAAAUGAACUUUUUUUUUUUUUUUUUUUUUCAUUUGGUUUAAUUAAAUGGUAGAUUAUGUAUGUGGACUGGUUGCUCUUUUUUUUUUUUCACCAAUGGUUCUUUCAUUUGUAUAUUCUGUAUAUAUAUAACUAUUUCUGUAUUUCGAGGUCAAGAUAGGUUUUAAGGGGUAUGUACUAAAAUAUGUUCAUGACAGAUCUGUUGUCCUUAGAGGAACAGGAGCACUGGAACAAAAGGAACAUCUAUAAUUUAUUUGGAAACCCUUCAGAAACAUGAUUGGGAAAGGGAAUCAUGUUCCUCUAUUUAGAAUAGAGCAAUAGCCUGUUGCUAUAGUAAUAAAAAAUACUGAAACAAAAUACUUUGCUGUGUUAGGUUAAAAAUAAUAUUGCAGUAGAACCAAUCAAAGUCAUAGCAAAAGGGAAGUUAUUCUGUAAAACUACUGAAGCUUCUGAGGUCACCUCUCCCAAAAGAAGGAAGUGGUAAAUAUUGUUAGCUGAUUUACAAAUGACAGCUGAGAUGAGUACAGGUCACUCUUUUCAUUACAGUUCUUUCAGACAUCUUGUAACUCAGUCCCAUUGAAAACUGAGAGAUUGCUAGGUUCUUUGUAGCUGUCGCUUCAUUUAAGUUUUUUAUACAUGUAGGGGGUUUUAUGGUGGGUUUGUUGUUUGGUUUUUUGUGUGUUUUUGUUUUGGGUUUUUUUUUUUUUUUGAGUUCUCAUUCAGUUCAAGUUGGGAAUCUAUUAAAAUACAGUAAUGCAAAGAGCUGAUCUUGUCCUCUAAACAAUGUGCCACAAUUAAGCAAAUUGAAGCAGCUAUAGAGACACAACACCUUCUGUAGUUCAGAUAAUUAUAUUUAGUAAGAUAAAAUACUUAUUUGAUCUGUAACUAAUUCCUUAUUUGCUGAAAGAAAACUCACAUAACGUUCACUGAAAUAAUUGUCAUGUGCUGUAGUCUGCUGCAACAGUAAAUAUUUUUAGUUUUAUUAACACUUUCAUUGGUGAAAAUUAAAAUGUCCUUCCUGAGAGUGAAGUAAUGUUAAUUCACUUUGGUACAGAAAUUGUCUUGGACCUUAGCUACUCAUGUUUGGCUUUUAGAAACUUCAUUUAUUGCUAAAGAUUUAGUGCUACAGCAUAGUUUUUUGUCAUGUGAAGGUCUCUAGUUUAUGAUACUUUUCAUUGUAUUGAAAUAUGUUAUUAGGGAGCUAGUUUGCCUGCUUCAGAUGUGCUGUUUUGUGUUGAUUAGAUUAAUUCUAAAAUGUAGUUUCUUUAUUCUUACAAAAUCAGAGUAGCUGGAUUUCUUACUGAAUUUAAUAUUUUAAUCCUAAAGAGAUUUUUUUUUGAAAGGUGAAAUAUUAAUUUUGAAAAUAUUCAAAAUAUGAGUGGUAUUUUCUCUGAUUUUAAAAUUUGCCUUUGUGAAAUUCAUAUUGGGAUUCAGAAAUCUGUGAUUUUUUUUUUUUUUUUGCCUGUGUAACAAAUGAGUUUUCGGAAGGCAUCUUUGUAUCUUUUUUUUUUUCUCUUCCUCCUCUCUUCCCUCCCUCCCCUUAAGAAAGUUUCAGCAACAGCCUGAAUGUCAACUCAAAAGCUCCCAAGAUUUUUUAAAAAUUUCUGAGACAAAUGAGUGAAACAAGAAGAGGCAUCUACUGGGAAUUUGCAUUUCAGUUGAAGAAUGGUGUAUGAAUGUGUUGAAACUUUGACAAAGGCAUGCUUUAUCUCAAAUCUUAAAAUCGUUCAGGUUGGAAAAGCCUUCUAAGAUCAUAGAGUCCAACCAUUAAACUAACACUGCCAAGUCCACCACUAAAGCAUGUCCCUAAGUCCCACAUCUACAUGUCUUUUAAAUACCUCCAGGGAUGGUGAUUUGACCACUUCCCAUGGCAAAAUGUUCAGGGCCUAAUAACAACAAAGUAUGGAAUGUCUGUGAUGAAAAAUUUUUUCUUUUAUAGUUCAGGCCUUUUUGGUCCUUUUUUAAAUUUCAUGUCCAUACCUAGAUUACAGGCUAGGAGAAGGUAGGAGGUAUGUGCUACAAGAUGCAGUGAAGUGCCUCUUCACUGUGAUGCUGUGUAAAUCCUGCUUUUGUGCUCUUUGGAGAACAACAUGCUGAUUUGGAAGUAGCACUUUGGAUAUAAGUUGACUUUGUGUUGAAAUGGUGUUUAUAUUUCAUGGUUCUGUAUGCAGCUAAUGUCGUUAUCUCGCAUGGCUAAUCUGUAACCUGUAUUAUCUAUUCGUGGAUAACUGAGUAUAGUGUAGUCCCUUCUUUCAUGUCAAGCUGUCUAGUGUAGGACAAAGGCAAAAACAAUGUGAUACUUUCUAGUGAUACUUCUCAGUGAUACUUCUAGUGAUACUUCUCAGUAUUUUUAAGCACUCUUAAAAAAACAAAACUGUAACCUUUUCCUCUCCUGUAGCAAGCUGUUUUUAUAAAACAUUUUGCAUUAAGUAUAGCUGAGAAAGUAUUGCUGUUAAUUGCUAGAAGUGGAACUAAAAGUUAACAUCAUUUUAUGUCAAAGAAAAAGUGAUGUUAUUUUAGGUGUGCUUUGAUCCUAAAGUAGUUGAAGUACUGGAGCAUUUAUCUCAGUUACUUAAGCUUCACAGUAACUGGCCACCUUUGCAAUGCUAAAUUGACCAGGCUAGGUGUUACAGAUAGUAUAUUCAAGAAUGUGAUACUCACUGAGCAAAUAAUUACUAGAGCACAUAAUCAUUUCUGUUUUGCAUUACUGGGGAAAUCAUAGAAUGGUUUUAGUUGAAAGGGACAUCCAAAAGUUAUUUCAUCCAACCCCCCUGCAAUGAGCAGGGACAUCUACAAGAUCAGGUUGCUCAGAGUCCUGUCCAGUCUGACCUUGAAUGUUUUCAGGGAUGGGGCAUCUAUCAUCUCUCUGGGCAACCUAUGCCAGUGUUUCACCACCCUCGUCAUAAAAAAAAUCCAAUAUCUAGUUUCUUAUUUCUUCCUUAUAGUCUUUCUUUUAUCUACCCUCUUUUAGUUUAAAACCAUUACCCCUUGUCCUAUUGCAACAGGCCCUACUAAAGAGUUUGUCCCCAUCUUUUUUAUAAGCCCCCUUUAAGUAGUGAAAGGUCACAAUGAGGCCUUCCUGGAGUUUUCUCCAGGCUGAACAACUCUAACUCUCUCAGCCUGUCUUCACAGGAGAGGUGCUCCAGCCCUCUGAUCAUCUUCAUGGCCCUCCUCUAGAUCUGCUCCAACAGGCCCAUGUCUUUCCUGUGCUGAGGACUCCAGAUGAGGUCUCAUGAGAACAGAGUAGAGGGGGAGAAUCACCUCCCUCGACCUGCUAGCCACACUGCUUUUGAUGCAGCCCAAGUUUGGCUUUCUGGCCUGCCAGCACAUGCUGCCAUCUCAUGUUCAGUUUUUCAUCCACUAAAAGGAUGGGAAAGGAAAGCUAGUCUGGAGUAAAUGUGUGGCUCAGUUUCCUCUGCACAGACAACAUUCUCAAUCUGUUUUCUCAUAACUUUUAGUAAAGAAAGAAAAAAAUAGUAGUCAGUUAAUCAUGUGCCACUUUUAACUGGGUUUUUUUUUCCAGUUUGCAAACAGGUCUUGGAUCAAUUUCAGUAAUUUAUUUUCUUUCAGAAAUAUUCAUAAAUUGUUACUGCAGAAUGAUUUCACAUACACAUAUUAGACAUUAAAACAGUCUUUUGUUUUCUGUUUGUGAUGGAUCAUUAAGAUAAUAAAAUAGUAUGUCUUGUAAGCUAGAUCUUUGUAUUUGGAGAGCUGUUGAACACUCAUAGGUCUUUUACUAUUUGUGGAUGUUACAGGAUUUAUUCAUCAUAAUAGGAAAUUAAACUGUCGAGCUUUUUGCAUAUAUUUCUGUUGCUGAUAUUCUUUUAAGCAUUUGUAAGUUACUGCCCUGGUUCUGGCCAGGACGCAGUUAAUUUUUGCAGCAGCCAGGAUGGACACAGCCAGGUCCUUCAGGUUAUUUAAUACCACCUCAUACCAUUCGCAGGGGGGAAGGAGUGGGGUGGGUACCCUUCCGAUUUGGCCAGGGUGUGUGGAGUGUGCAGUCCAGGUUCCCCAGUGAGCAAUCGUGUGUGAAUCAUUCGCCUAUCUUGUACACUCUGUUAUUAGUAUUGUUGCUGUUACUGUUGGUUUUCUUAUCUCAUUGCUGUUUCUGGUAAAUUGUUCUUAUCUCAACCUGUGAUCUUUGCCUUAUGUCUCCAAUUCUCCUCUGGGAGGGGGAGGGUGGAGAGUGAGUGAAUGAGCCAGAGUGGGUUGGAAACAAAUUUGAUCUAAGAAUUUGUUGUAUUAGGUAUGGAGCCACUGGUCACAAUGUUGCUUGAUCUGUUCAUGUGGGUGUGAUACCUAACCCUGUAUAUAUUCCUGUAUGUGCUCCUCAUGGUGCUCUUUUUCAGAGCAGGGAGAGGGAACAGGAUUACUUUGUUGCUGUACUGUGGAAUAUCAGUUUAUGACAUGAUAACAUCAAGGGCAAUGGGGGUCAUUUGUGAUGUGUAUUCAGUGUUUUUCUUCUGCUCUUACUUCAGGUGCUACCUCUGGGAAUUCUUUAAUAAUUGUUCCCAGUGUGUGGGGGAACAGGGGAGGAUGAUUUUCCCCAGCUUUUCACCCCCUUUUCUUCCUUCAGGCCUGUUACAGCAGCUUUUGAGAAUUUUGAAUUCCCUCUGGAUGUUGAGGAAAGCAUGUUGUUGUUGCUAAGUCUGCCAGGUAUCCUCAGUGUGGUCCACACUGUGUUUAGAGUCAAGAAAGAUUUCUAGUGAGGUUUUUCAGAGAUCUGCCCCAAGGGUGGAUAGUCAUGAGUGGCAUGGAAUGUGAGAGGAAAUGGGCUAGCUUUUGAAGGAUUAUUCUGCUCUAGUGGUUUGGAGAUUCACCCCUGAAAAAAUACAGAACCCUGAUAAAGUGGAAGAAUAUUUCAAAGAAAAUCACUGUGGCAGUUCCAGAGAGAGGCAACUUAUUGCAGUGUGCUUGGCCCUGGCUACUACUUAUUGGACACUGCUUGUCAUUAGAUGGCACCCUCAGGGGGAGAGGGAGGAAAGCAGAUCAACAGGCACCGUGUCCACUCAAACAGCAACUGAACCAGAGGGACAACCCGUGCCGGCAGCAGUUGCCCCUAUAGAGAAGAAGAAAUCCAAGACAAAAUCAGUUCACGUAGUGAGUGAUGAGGAGGAAGUAGGGCCCUCACAACAGGAGGAAGAGGCAGGGCCAGAGAAAAUCACCCAAUCCUUAUUCCUGGGUGAGCUGUGAGAGAUGUGAAAAGAUUUCAGCUGUCAUCUGGGUGAGCCCCUGGUGACCUGGCUGCUCUGAUGCUGGGAUAGUGUAGCCCAGAGUUGGAAACUAUAUGGUAAUAAAGACAAGCAACUGGGAUCCCUGUCCCAGGAUGCAGGCACUGACAAGGGGUUUGGGAAAAAGAUAGAAAUCUUCAGCCUCUGGAGGCAACUCCUGUCAAGUGUGAGGGAAAAGUAUCUUUUCCAGAACAAUCUAUCAGUGCACCAAAGCAAGUGGGACACCAUGAAGAAAGGUACCUGGUACUUGAGAGAAUUAACUGUGUUGGACAUACUCUAUAAGCAUUCAAGUAAUGAGCAGUCCCCUAUAGAUCCAGAUGAAGUCCAGUGUACACAACCCAUGUGGUGGAAGUUCCUGCAGAGCAGAACACACCAUCAUCAUAUGCCAACUCAUAGGCAGUGAUGUCAUGGAAAGAACAAACUGUUGUAUCGUGCUUUUUGUUUUAUCAGUAGGUCUAUGGUUUGAUUUAUGAUUUAGUAUUUUUCCUUGGUGCUGGUUUUUUCUUUUGUCUCCACCCUUUUCCCAGAAAUGUCGUCAGCUAGUUUCUAGUUUCUAUUUCUCCAAAUUUUACCCAUUUCCUAAGACUGUUUUUUUUCCUUGGAAGUUUAUUGGUUUGCUACUGGUAUUCUCCGCCUGGGUUUUUACUCCCAACUCUCCUGAUUUGUUGGAAGUUGGGUCUGCCCCUGCCUUUCCCCUGAGAUAUGUCUUUGUCGGCCCCUUAGUGGGGGCCCAGGAAGAAAGAGGGGAAGAAACACCAUCAAAUAAAGUUUCCCUGGGACCCGUG
Pyrgilauda ruficollis (rufous-necked snowfinch) is the source of this 8151-nucleotide messenger RNA. RefSeq lists its product as uncharacterized. The coding region runs from base 1 to 612 and encodes 203 amino acids. Gene Ontology annotation, cellular component: Golgi cisterna; trans-Golgi network; cytosol. NCBI's taxonomy places the organism in Eukaryota, Metazoa, Chordata, Aves, Passeriformes, Passeridae. Gene Ontology annotation, molecular function: phosphatidylinositol-4-phosphate binding. The transcript is spliced from 3 exons. Gene Ontology annotation, biological process: Golgi vesicle budding; retrograde vesicle-mediated transport, Golgi to endoplasmic reticulum; Golgi to plasma membrane protein transport. The record is from RefSeq and is a predicted model, not a curated record.